GUGACGCGGCGGGGAUUAACUUUGCAUGAAUAAUGUGAGUCGCUGCGAGAGGAGACCUUCUGCUCCCAGGCUCGGGCGAGCGCCCGCGGGCUACCUUCCUAGGCGAAGUCGCGCGACGCAGCCGGCUCGAGCGCUCUGGUUUCAGAUACAUCUUGCUUUCCUGUUCAGUGGCAUCAAAGGCCUUGACUACAGGAAACAGUGCCAUGUGCUUACUCAUCAGACCCAGCUACUCUGUCAGUAUCAGGGCCCAAGUAGAUGCUGAGAGAUCUGCAGUUUCCCUUCCAUCAGCCAACCUGCGUGGGUGCCAAGUUCCACACAUGAUUUAAUGCAUAAGAAGGAAACUUUUUCCCCAUGAAGAUCCAAAAGUGUCUUCCAUGUGUCUUUUCAUUGAAUUCUAAAGAAGCUGAAAAAGUAGGAAAUAUCAGUGAAAAAAAGGAUCCAGAAUGAUUACUAACCUAUGACUCCCAACAGUAUGACAGAAAAUGGCCUUCCAGCCUGGGACAAACCAAAGCGCUGUCCAGACCAAGAGCAGGACUGGAAGCUAGUAGGAAUGUCCGAAGCCUGCCUCCACAGGAAGAGCCAUUCAGACAGGUGCGGCACACUGAAAAAUGAGCAAUCAUCGCCACACCUCAUCCCGGCCACUUGGACAAACUCCAUAUUUCAUCUGGACCAUGAUGAUGUAAAUGAUCAGAGCAUCUCUAGUGCUCAGACCUUCCAAACAGAAGAGAAGAAAUGUAAAGGGUACAUCCCCAGCUAUUUGGACAAGGAUGAGCUCUGCGUAGUGUGUGGUGACAAAGCCACUGGUUACCACUAUCGCUGUAUCACAUGUGAAGGCUGCAAGGGUUUCUUUAGAAGAACCAUUCAGAAAAAUCUCCAUCCAUCCUAUUCCUGUAAAUAUGAAGGAAAAUGUGUCAUAGACAAAGUCACACGAAAUCAGUGCCAGGAAUGUCGCUUCAAGAAAUGUAUCUAUGUUGGCAUGGCAACAGAUUUGGUGCUGGAUGACAGCAAGAGGCUGGCCAAGAGGAAGCUGAUUGAGGAGAACCGAGAAAAGAGGCGACGGGAAGAGCUGCAGAAAUCCAUAGGGCACAAGCCAGAGCCCACGGAUGAGGAGUGGGAGCUCAUCAAAACGGUCACUGAAGCUCACGUGGCCACCAAUGCCCAGGGCAGCCAUUGGAAGCAAAAACGGAAAUUCCUGCCAGAAGAUAUUGGACAAGCACCAAUAGUCAAUGCCCCGGAAGGUGGUAAGGUUGACUUGGAAGCCUUCAGCCAUUUUACAAAAAUCAUCACACCAGCAAUCACCAGAGUGGUGGAUUUUGCCAAAAAGUUGCCUAUGUUUUGCGAGCUGCCAUGUGAAGACCAGAUAAUCCUCCUCAAAGGCUGCUGCAUGGAGAUCAUGUCCCUUCGAGCUGCUGUGCGCUAUGACCCAGAAAGUGAGACUUUAACCUUGAAUGGGGAAAUGGCAGUGACACGGGGCCAACUGAAAAAUGGGGGUCUUGGGGUUGUGUCAGAUGCCAUCUUUGACCUGGGCAUGUCUCUGUCGUCUUUCAACCUGGAUGACACAGAAGUAGCCCUGCUUCAGGCUGUCCUGCUCAUGUCUUCAGAUCGCCCAGGGCUUGCUUGUGUUGAGAGAAUAGAGAAAUACCAAGAUAGUUUCCUGCUGGCUUUUGAACACUAUAUCAAUUACCGAAAACAUCACGUGACACACUUUUGGCCAAAACUCCUGAUGAAGGUGACAGAUCUGAGGAUGAUCGGAGCCUGCCAUGCCAGCCGCUUCCUGCACAUGAAGGUGGAAUGCCCCACAGAACUGUUCCCCCCAUUGUUCUUGGAAGUAUUCGAGGAUUAGACUGACUGGAUUCAUUCUCAUAAUUCCAACAGCACUACUGGGUGUCAUUUCAUUCCAUUGCCUAGCUCUUUUGUGUUUGUUUCUUUGUCUCUGUGUUGGGAAGGCUCAUUUGGGGGGUAAAAGGAGGUAUCUUUGGCAAAGACAUGGAUGAAAUUGCCCCUUGAAUGCGGGUACUUGUAACUAUUGCAUUUUGUUCCCCAAUUCUUUGAUGUGAAUGCCUUGAAGGCUUUACAGUUGUGGAGGUGGGGUGAGAGUUAAUCAUUACUUCACCAGCAUCAAGCCAUCACCAGCUCCCACCUGUCCCUGGUCAAGACUUGAGCAAGCCAAAUGGCACACAAAAGACUAAGGAAGCCUUAAAGCCAAGAUGAUACAGUCAUCUUGAACCAAUAUGAUUUUUUCAGGGCGCAAGUUAGCAGAAUACUUUGCACCUUUGGCUAAUGCAAUUUUCAGCAUUUUGGGGAAAGAUCUGAACAAAUUUUCAUCUAUUCAUCUGUUCUUAGCCCUUGUUCUUGCCUAGCAGGUUCACUUGGAAUGGGAAGAAAAAAUCAUGUGCUAAGAAAUCAGCUAGCCAUUCAAUAUCAUUUUGUGACCUUUUGAUUUAAUUUUAGUGAUACAAGGGUAUGACUCAAAGAUGUGCAGCUACCUGCCUGAUUGAGGCCACAAGAAAAAUAAUUUUCUUGAGUCACCACAAAGAGAUUAGAAAGAUUCACCAAUGUUAGUGACUCUGCAGUUUCCAAAAAUUCAUGUAGCACAACUGUGAGGUAAAAAGGCUUCUUUACAAUUUUGGCUCGCAGAAGUGUUCCCACAGAAAUCAAACCUAUUUACAGGGUGUCAUCACUUUUCAAUGGCAUCUGAUCUGUCAUCUCCAAGCUCCUGAAGUUAUUUCUCCUGGCUGCAUCUUUGCUGAGCUGACAACAGAUUUCCUUUGGAUGGUAUCUUCUAAUCAAGGAGAGGAAAGCUGAAAUUUGAGUUUUAUUGGGAGGAAUUCUGGUGCAAGAUUAGUGCAUUUUCAUUCUGAAUUGAAACCCAGUAUUUGUGUACUGAUUGCUUAAGGCUGCUUUCUUCUGGUCUUAGAGCCUCAAGCUCUUUGCUUUGCUCACACAUAUUUUCUAGUUCCCCUUCCUCUGACUCUGAGGUUCCACACAGCUCGAUGCUCUCUAACCAUCAUCAGCCCCACGCUGCUCCUCCAGUCCCUUCCAUAGCUUUCCCCUGACAGACACUCAGCAGAAAACUCCUGAAGAAUGCUUGAGAGAACGCGCUCUCACCUUCCCUGCCCAACCUGCCACUCUACCACCCCACCAAUCAACAUGGAGGAACUGUCCCAAAAAAAUGAGGUGAUGCCUCAUCACUUCAGCUUCAGAAAAUGGGCCAAGAGUGUGCCCAUGCAAUUGAAUGUACCUCAUUCCUCACUGGCAUAGUAGAUGUAAACUAUUCGUUUGCCUGCCUUUUACUGCCUUAUCAUAGAAAUAUUGGGGAAUAUAAGCCAUAUCACUGGGAUUUACCUGAAAGCGAAGGAAUGAAAGUCACUGUGAAAACCAAGUUGACUAAUUUCAUUUUAGGUUUGUGAAGCAUAACUGGCCUAGAAGUCAGGCCACUUGACUUCCAGUGUGUACUCUGCUGGCUGGUAGAUUCAGGACUUUGGGUCUUGGUUUUCUUCUCUGUUGAGCAAAUCAAGACUCCAAAAUCCAUCUCACCCUCAACACUGUAUAAAUUGGGGGGAGGGGGCUGGUUCUUUUGGGUGGUUUCUUUCAUAUUCAAACUUCUAGCUUACUUACAAAGAGUACAAUCCAGUAAGAGUUAAGAAAUGUAUAUUUGAUACCAAUUCAAGAUAAGACUUUGAUGUAAUACUAGUCAACUAGAGGAAGCAGUGUGCCCUUGGGAGAAGGAAGGGAACAGUACUGAAAAUACCAAAAAUGAUUGGAAAUAAUUGGGGUGAGAGGUGAUGUUCUAAAGCUUCUGGGAAAAGAAAACAAGAAUAUCUCUAUGGAACAUGUUAAUGAGAGACAGGAAAUGGAUGAAAAGAAACAUAUAAUCAUGAAAUUCCUAAGCAUAUUACCUACUUGGCUCUGUCUCCAGAUAGCUGUUCUGGGUUUCCUCCUCUCCACGCAGCCUCCAGCCAGUAUCCUUACUGACUGACUGACUUAUUCUGAUACCACCUUGGCCCCUCUCUUGGCUCACCUUGGGGAGCGCUCUCUGAAAGAACACUCAGCCAUCUCUAGCUCAAGGUGUUUUCCAUCUGGGCAAGUUUUUCUUCCUAAAGGAAUGAAUGGAAGACAAGCAAGUGUGGCACUGGACAGGCUCACAGAUGCUGAGGUCAAGGUUAGAAUGCUUUGGGGGAGUGACCGUAACUGGGCAUUGGCCAAAUGGUGACAUAUCCGUAGCAUCCCCAGGCAAAGGAAUGUGUGGUCCUCGGCUCUGUAAUAAUUGCCUUGCACAGCCAAAGCACUGUUCUAGAAGUUUGUUGAAAGCUGAACACCUUAUGCUGAUAGAACCAGCCUCAGAGUGCUUCUGGUUCACAGGCAAAGCUUUAGGGUCUCAGAGGAUCGUGCCCCUAGUGAUGUGUGAAACUUCCAGCUGUACUUAGUGCAUCUCAAGACUCCGUCUAGUAAAACUUGAUUGUUAAGGAUUUGGUCCUGAUUUUCUUUUUGACCUUUUUUCUUAAUAUUGUCCAGACGUCCAAAUCGAGUGUGGAUCUCAUAGAAAGAAUCUUCACCCCUCCCUGCGUGUGGGGAGACAUUCCAGUAGAGGAGAAUGCACCCACACUUCUGGGGUUCUCAGUUAUAAAUCUCUGCCUCUUAGGGAUCGGAAGGGGUGGGUGCACACACCAUGUGCUCUUAGGUACCUGUGUAUGCGCGUGUGUAUAAGCCGUCAAGUGUACUUUGCUCUUCAGUUUAGACAUGCAGUCCUUCCAGAAACAGUAAGAACAGUAAGCAAUUUCCUUCUUUAUGAUUCUGCUCAAAACACCACGUGCUGCCUCAGAGCUUCUAGUCCAACGAGCUUCAGUCCUCGGUGACGCAUUUGACGUGUUAAAGCCCAGCCCAGUGAUGCCCCUCACUUGUUCCCCAAGGGACACCACCUCAGCCUGCAGUGCCACCAUCGGGAGGACUGCCAGUCCCUGCUCCGCUCCCGCAACGCCAUUCGCCAUCCUCAUGGUUCCUUGCAAACAGUUGUACAAGCCUCAGUCCUCCAACACUAAGUCCCCCACCCUGACUCAGCCUCCCUGGAAUUGCUGAGCACCCUCAAAGCAUGUCAUUGUCAGUGAUACAUUUUUAUUCUAUGGAACUCUAACCUCUCUGUGUCAUAUUGACCUUUUGCUGCAUGAGUCCUAAAUUAUGAAGUCAGUCUUACGGUUUUUGAAAUGUAGCCAGCGUUUGUAAGGCUAAACCUUUUACAUGAACUUAAUUUAAGUGACUAACCAAAGUCACAGUCCUCCUCAAAAGGAGAAAAAAGACAGACAUUUGAAUCUCUUUGCCCCCUCCAAUGGCCAUGGCAUCAGGUUCUAAAAUAAGCUCGUAAUUUUUCCUAUUAUUUUAAUAAUAUGGAAAUAUUAGCAUAGUGUUUCUUUUGAUAGUGAUAGAUGGUAAUCCAUAUUUAAAUUUUAUAGAGAAAUUUUAUUGUACUGUGAUGUAGAUAUUUAUUAUCCAGGUAAGGAUUUGCCCAGUGUGUAUUUUUUACAAUUGAAAUAUUUUACUUUAAUCUUUAAAAAAAAAAGACAUUAAAACACAAAAAAAUAGACUAGGGAGGAAAAAAAGGUUUGGCCUUAUCACAGAAUUUUUACUGUGCUGUAUAAAUGUUUGCAAAUGCAAAAUGUGUGCAUUUCUAGUGUGUUUCCACAUUAAUUAAUGCCGCCUUCAAGAGCAAUAUCGUGCAGGUAAAACGCUGUUUGUGGCUUUCUGUUGCACAGUUAAAGCUGACCCACCUUAUGCACAAGACAAUCAAAUAUCAAUCUGUCCUCUUCAGGAUGGAGAUAGUCCUCGUGAAAAUUAUGGAGCACAAUGUGAGAUGAAAGUAGACAUUUUACACAUUCAUUGAUAAGUGAUCAGGGCAUGAAUGAGCUGGCAUGAUUUUAUAUCAUUUCUUUCUUUUGAUUCUUCCUUAUGGACUUGGCAUCAUCAAUUUGAUCAGAGCCUAAAAAGUGCUCAUGCUUUCCACAGAGAAAACACUUUUAUUUCUUUUUUACUGUAUGUUUUCAUGCCCUGAGGAUCAGAAAAAUGCUACAGAAAAGAAGAUUUACAGUCAUUGGAAGAUUUAUGUUUUGCAAACAGUGUUAAGUGAUAUUGCUAGAUUGGUAAUAUUUUUUUCAGCCUAAAACUCUGUUGAAAUCUGUGAUCAAAAUGUUUUAAACUAUUCAAAAAGGAAAUUUGUAUAUUUGGGAAAAAUGAAUUUUUACAUAGCUUUUGUAUGCAGAUAUCAAAUUGUAAUUAUGAAUAUAGUGGGCAUAGAUAAACUCAAUAAGCUUAAAUUCUAAAAAAGAAAAAGCUUAUAAUGGAUAUACUUUCCUGUCUCUUUCUUUAAAUAUCAUUACUUUCUAAAUAGUACAAAAUUGCCUGCUCUCGUCACCUUUGUGCUGUAGGGUGAGGCAGGGCAACUUGGUUGUUCUGUUUCAUAAACAUCCACUGGAACAAGCAUAUUUAUGUGGAGGAGGAGGAAAGGAGGGAAAGGUUUCUGAUGGCAACCACUUUGGAAGGGGCUACAGAGAUGAAAGAAGGAGAAAAGAGGUUUUGGAGACUCAAGGAAUAUAGUCAUUUUCUUAUCUCAAAAUAUUCCAUAAUGUUAUUAAUGGAAUUACAUGGACAGUAGCUACCAAAAUUUAUCUCAGUCCCCACUGCAUCAACACAUGUCAGUUAGGACUCUCUGUGUCAAGUGACAAAAAGCUAAGUCAACUGGUUCAAGCAUAAAGGAAGUUUUGCCUUUAAUACCUGGAAAAUCUGAGGAGGUGACACCUCACCCAUGGCCUGAUCUGAAUGUUCAGUAUGUCAAAAAGUACCUCACUUUGCCUUUUACUUCACAAAAACUUCAUGUUCCAAUAGCUUUUCACCUUCCAGGGGCCACCGCUGACUCCAGAAUUAGCACUAGAGCUCCAAAUAUAACAGAAGGACAGUUUCUUUUCCCCGCAAAAUGUCCAAUGAAAACCUCAGGACUGAUUCUCAUGGUAGACUCAAAUUGAGUCAUGUGACCAUUCCUGCAUCAAAAACUAGGGUGAAGAGAAGUGAUGUGCUAAUGAGCUGACUCCUGGAACUAAGUGACUGAAAAGAUGGAUCAUCAACCCCACCUAAAAUAAGGACUGGGAGUUGGAACAGGAAUGAUUCCUCGAAGAAAAUUCUAAGUCUUGCUUCUCUAGUAAGUGGAGGAAUGAUGUUAGGAAGCAAAAGCAACAAGUGGUCACACGGAACGUUAGUCUGAAAGCACAUCCGUAUUAGCAUGGCUGUGGAUACAGAGGAAGUUAAGUAUGAGUUGGCUGGAACAUGGACCAAAUUAACACUAUCCAAAAGAAGCGCUUGAAUACCUUCCCCUUGACUCAUGAAAAAAGUCAUCCCAGUUAAGAUGGAGCAAGCAUUGAUUUCCCUAGACUAGAUCAGAACAGAUUACUAGUUUCUGUAUUUUCCGAGUUCUUCCACUCUCUGUUCAGAAUGCUAAGUACAACUUUUAUAUUUAUGUUUUUUAUAUCAUGUACCUCCCAACUGCACCCAAAUGAACACAUCUACCUUCCCCUUCCCUGCCUCUUAAAUCAGUUAAUUCCUUUUACCUGGAGAGCUCUUUGUAUGUAUUACAGACAAAGCCAGCCCCAACUACUAAUUAUAGGCUACUACUAAUCUAUUGGCUUCAUUUGAUAAUGGAGCUGGUAUCAUGGACAAACUGGACAAUUCCAAUAAUCUAAACUGGAGGACCAUAUUGGUGAGCUCUCUCACCUUCAAGAUGACAGUUUAUCCUAGUUUUUACUCAGGGCCCUUUAGCUUUGUAAAUAAGCAAAAUGUCACAGGUUUCAUCAACAGGCACAAGUUCUGUUCAAAAUAAAACUAGUAUAACUACUAAAAUGUAGGGCGCUACAAAUCUCAAGAUAAUCCACAAGCUACUUGAUGCAAAUGUACCAUGUGAUACCCUUUUAGGACAGAGUUCACUAACGUUAGACAAUAAUGAACUCAUAGAUAAAGUGUAUCUGUAAAAUGUAGUCUGAAGUUAUACAAAAAUAAGAAGACAGUUGUCUUAGUCUCAGUUUUCCUGAGAGCAGAGCCCCAAAGAAGCUGGCAGGAAGGCAAAAGGCAGUGAGGCAUAGGAGGAGAGAGAGAAAAUGUAAGAUGCAGUGCUGAGUCCUCUUUUAUGUUGUUACUGUUUUUGUCUUUUUGAGACAGGGUCUUGCUAUGCAGUUCAGGCUGGCCUUAGGCUCACUUUGUAACCCAGGAUGGUCUCAAGUUUGCAAUGAUCCUCCUGCCUCAGCUUUAUGAAUACUGAAUUACUACUCUUAGUACCAAGCAUAACUGAAUACUCCCUCUCCCAACAGCCCAUAUGAACUAUUGCUUCUCAGCAUAAUCAACCCCAUUAUCAAAGCAGAGACUGACUCUCCUCCACUUCUAGAUCUGGCCACAGAUCAGGCUCAUGAUUCAGAAGUAAAGCAAUCUCCCAAGUGGAACAAGCUGGUUUCUAUUCCUCUAAAUGAGUGGGAGACCAGAUGGCAAUUAGGAGGAGGCCAGCAGCUCUCAGACCUGAUGAGGCAAAUGAAAGUUAGAGAGUCUACAGUAAUCUGAUACAAGUUCUCCCCGUUAUGUGCUCUCAAGUGCCAAAAAGAAUAACACACCUCAACAACAAACCUAUAUUCAUGGAUCAUUCUAUAUAGGGACUUUUAAUUUAAUGCAAAUUGACAAUGUAACUUAAUUGUUCCCCCAGUUACAUUUUCUUGUACAUAUAAACCAAUCAUUCAACUAUACAUCAUCAGUUUUUCUCAUGGGUAGCUCAUUUCAAGGACAAAAUUUUUCUGAGUAGAUGUACUGCAGUAUUAUACAAUAUUGCAAUUUUGUAAAAGGCAAUGGACAUUUUUCAUAAAACUUCAUUUAUCUGGUUUUUCUUUUUAUUUUAAAGGUAGUAAAAUCCCACAACACAAAACGCAACAAAGCCAAUCAAAACAAAGUAGCAAAAUGGGUAGAACUUCCAAGCAGGAUACCAGGAAAACGAUAGCUACCAUAGUGUAUCUUGUUAUCUUUACAAUCAUUGUCCAUUCCAUCAGGUACAGCAAAAUCAAUCCAAAAACAAAACAGAGUAUUGAAUAAAGCAAAACAAUUGAUCAGAGUGAAGCAAAACACUGAGAACAAUAUUGGAUUUCAAAGACAGGACAGAAGGAAAUUCCCCACAUUUACUAUAUUGCAUAUUGUCAUCCUCCCGAGAGGUGUUGACUGCUGGCCCCAGGCCUGCAAAAUCAACCAGACAAUACAAGCAUUGCUAUAUAUACCUUAGUUGCUAUCAACUCAGCCUGUCUGAACCAGUAGGUUGCUUACAGGGAGGGAAGGGGAUUGAUUCUCAGCCCAUGCGCCAGUAGGCCCACUAGAGGCACUGACUUUUGUCUUCCUGAAACCUGGGUGGCUUGUGUGGCUUACCAGAAAGGCUGGCUAGUUGGCUUUUUGUUGGGUCCUCACAGUCCCAGAAUGGCUAAUUCUUGGGAGGCACUGACUUUUCUCCACAAAACUUUAUUUUAUGCAAAGAUAAAAAGUGGCGUAUCUUUCAAGACAAACUGAUAAUGUCCUCUUUGUUUGAACUUUCUUGUACCUAACACUGGAGGCAGUAAAGGAGGCAGAUCCAUAUAGAAUAUACUACCUUCAAGUUAACAAAUCAGAAAAUUCCUGUAGCCAUAAAUAAAUGCAAAGAUAGGAACAAAUACUCCUCAGUUUUAUCCUGAAUGUUAGAAAGAUGCCACAGUUCUCAUUUAUGGCAGAUAUAAAAGUGAAGGUCCAUUCUAACUUUUUCGAUGGGCAGUUUUAGCCCUAAAGAGCUUUUUUUAGGACUUCACUAUCUAAAAUCAAAAGCAGACAAAACUUUUAAGAAAAUGAACAAUAUCAAAAGACAAAGAAUACGAGAUCUCCAAAGAUCAUUCAUUGUUGUUACACUCAGGGUUUACAAGAGAAUAGAUUUAAUAUAGGACAUAUAAUUUAUAAGAUUAUUUCAUAAUAUUCACCCAAAAAGUCAAAUGCAGAAGAGUACAGGAGAUCUUCCCAUGUAUUAAAGACCCAAAGAAUCCAUCUGAGUGCCUGGACCCAUAGCAAUAUCCUGUAUGGGUCCAGCUGAAGACCUAAAACUCAUGGCAAUGUCCUCCACGAGUCCAGCUGGAGGCCUAGAGCCUACAACAAUGUCUCACGCAAGUCUGCUUCAAGGAUCUGCACUGAGAAGGCCCGAAGUUCAAUGGUGGAAGCUAGAAAGUCUGUGCCACUAGGAUGAAGAAUCUGUACCAGCAGGCUGAAGGAUCUGCACUGGAUCUAGGAAGCAAUGCUCAAGGUAAGGAGCAGAGCUCCCACAAAGAGAAUCUCAGCCAUCCUCAGUGACACAGAGGACCCAAGCUCCUUCAAGGAUGAAAGCAACUGAGUUCAUAUCAGGAAAACCAGUAGGGGCCAGGUAUUUAGCUCAGUAGCACAGCACCUGCCUGGCAAGCAUGAGUUCCUAAGUUCAAUUCCCAGUAAGAAAAAAGGGAAAUCAGAGAACCAGUGGGACCAGCUUCUUAGGAGAGUCAACCGCGCAUCAUCUUCCUCUCCACUUCUCUUUUUACAUUAUUGGCAACAGUCCUCAGGUGGGCCUCCCAUAUCCAAAACCACUUUUCUCUCAUCACUGAGACAAAAUACCCAACACCCAAAGUUAAAGGAGGGAAGAUUUAUUUAUCUCAGUUUGUAGAGGUGUCACUCCAUAGUUGGCUGGCUCCAAGGCAGGGUGGCACAUGGCAGAGGGAAAUUGUUCAUGGCCGUAGAAGGCAGCAAAAGCAAGAAGAGAGGAGAGAUAGAGGAGAGAGAAAGAGAAAAGCCUUUUUCCAUCCUUUAUAUUGUAUGCAGGCUAUCUGCCCUAGGCCUGGUGUAGAACUCACAAGCUUAACCCCAACACUGGAACCCUGAAUCAAUCACAAACUCUAGCAGCCCACUCACAUGACUGCAUGAGGUCUUGGGGUGACAUUUAAACAACCCUUAACAAUUGGUAAGUGAACUGCCAUGUGAGAAUCCAGUUGAACAUUGUAGAAUAUUCAUCUCCUUCCCCUGCUCCAGUGCUCUAACACACACAAAAAAAAAAAACAAACAAACAAACUUACUAAUCAGUUACUAAAGAGUUCCCUGCACACCAAGAAUGUGCUGAGUGUCUGCCACCUCCCAGAGUUCUUCACUACUGUGUUGGAGUAAAUAAAAAUAGCAUACCGUGUAAUGAACACAUACUCCAUGCCAGGAAUCAUGAAUCAUGCAAGAUCCAUUCAGUUACCUAUAAUCAUCCCAGAAAAUUAGAAAAUAGUGUCAGCCUAUUUACACAUAUUUGAUAAAAGGACAAUCAAGGCACAGUGUAAGUAUGCAAUUUCUCCAGCACCCUACAGUUGACAAGUGUCAGAAUCCAUGAGUUUUCAAGACCCGUGUCCAAGUUCUUUUUACAAUAUGCACUAGUAAGAGCUGGGUAAAGCCUUAUCCCCUGAAAAAAGACUAAUGCAAAUGCUUCUUUGAAAUGUUUGCCACUGUCCUUCCUGAAAGUCCUAGCUAUCCUAAUGUAAAAAACACAUAUUUUCACAAGCUGAGACACCUAUUCUCUCAUUGAGUUGUUCCUAUUCUAAAACUACCCAACUAGUGUUGCAAUAUAAACAGUAAUGUCUCUUUUCAUGGCAUGUUUAUAAUCCAGUUGGCUACUAGAUGCAUCACCCUAAUGAGAGGGGCACUGUGAGUUUUGGGGGAGUGUUUUUUGGCUAAGCAGUUGGGAGUCAUCAGGUUUGGGCAGUGCCAAGUUGCUUGGUCUGAUAGGAGAAUUUACAGCAGCAGGUUGGGAGAGAAGAGGAGUAGACAAACAAGAUGACAGAAGCCCUCAUGUUUCAAGAUGUGCUGUACCAGUCUUAACUUUGGAUAGUCAAGUUAUAGGCAAAUACAUGAUGUAGACAAAGUUCUUGUUAGAGCAAAUGAAAAGGGAUGUUCAGAUACUAGUAAUAAUUGCCCUACAUGUCAUAGGAUUCUGGGAAUCACUCUGUUUCAAAGAAGUGGGGGAAAAAGUUUUCAAAGAAGUUCACCAAGCUCAGAAAGGAGGGCUUCAGAUGACAUCUGGUGGAUACAUUUACUUAAUAUAACACACAGACAUGGGGAUAAAUUAGAAAAUUAAAGGUCCUUGUGGAAUUUUCCACAGGAAAGGAAUAAAGCCUCUCUUACCAAACUUUACUGUCAUUCACAGCGAAAGUCCUGAACAAAAUAGCAAACCAUACCCAGAUUAAGAAGAAAAGUAUCUUGCCAUAUCUGGAAAGUCACAGAAUUAAUAUCAGGAAUGUGUAGUAGAUUUUGAAAUAAAUAAGGAAAAAGACAUAAAAUGCCAUCCAGAAUAGAAUGUUUACUGCAAGAGAAGCUCAAAUUGCUAACAAGAAUAUGAAGAUUCCCCACCUCGUGAGUAAUCAAUAACAUAAAAAUUGACACCACUGGACCCACAAACUAGGCAGAUAGGAAAUACCAAAAACAUAGCAAGAAUGUAAAAGAAGGAUUUAGUAAGAGUGUAAACUGGUUCAGCCUGUGUCUCCUACAUUGCACUCUUACCAGGCUUCGUGAUCUGGAAGCUGACCUCACACUCUCACUCUGCUCCACAGCCAUGGGCAUCCUAGCACCACAGAUUCCGUAGGAUCAGGGAGUUCAGAAGUGAAUCCAUGCUAGGAAGCGGAGCAAAUGCUGUGUUACCUCCGUGGAAAUCUCUGCUUCAUCAAAAACACUAAAAUAGAGCUACACACUGAAACUUGUAAGAAACAAAACAAGAUUUAUAAAAUAAUACUAUUUAUAUAAACUACACAGAUACAAAAGAACAUCAUAUUUUACAUGAAGUUAUACAUAACCAAGGACAGAUAUAAAACACAGUAGACUGGGCACUUACGUGGAUGAGAUAAAGAAAACAAAAGGGCCCAAAAGGCUAAUUUUUGCCACAAUAAAAUAAGGAGAAUAAUUACCUCAAGUUCCCAUAUCUGAGGUCUGCUCCCUCACAAAACUGACAGGUGUUGACCAUCUGGUAACUACUUCUUUUUUGAAACACCCAUGUUAUACAAUUCCCUCAUGAUAAUGAUCAUUAAAUGACUGAUUAACAGGGUUGUGGUGAGGCACACAAUCUCAAAAUCAGGUCCCAGAACCAGAGACGAAAUCAAGGAUAGUUAACUCUGCUAGUUACUCUUGAGUGUCCACUUUAUUGGCUUGAAAGUAAAGCAGACUUUUGAUUGUGUCUAGCUAGGUCAUGAGAGCACAACCUUGGAGAUCAUAUCUCAUCUCUGGCAACUUCCCGUCUGGCACUCUUUCCCUGUAUUCUGCUUCAGGGCCUCCAUAAAGUGACCAGUUUGCUCUCCUACCUUUCGUCUAUGAUGUUUCUACCUUGAUGCCAGCCAGCCAUGGACUGAAUCCUCUGAGACUGUGAGCAAAAUAAACCAUUUCCUCCUUCAAAUUAUAUAUGUCAGGCAUUCUGUCCUAGAAAUGGGAAAGCUGACCAGUACAAUGAUUAUGGGGAAGAAAAGAGAAAGGGUUGUAGAUCUGGCCUCAGAUCUACUCCAGGCCCACGGCACAUUGUAACCAUAUCCUCAGGGCUUGCUUCUGGACUUUGCCAUCCCUACUAUUAAAUCUUAGGUUCUCAAUAAGAAAAUACAUGAGAGAAAUUUCAGUAGGAUUCAGCUUCUGAUGCCACUCACUUUGGAUACAUAAUUAUUCCCUGAAAAAGCAGAGGAGCCAGAAAAAUAAGUCUACCAUCUGUCUCUCGUUUUUUUUUAAACAAUCAUCCUACCAGCUCCUAAGAAACCCUUCUCUGUGCAGCCAUGAAUCAGACCAGCUGAUUUGAAACCAUUACCAGAGAGAAUGAUGUGCCAGAAUCAAAGAGCAACUCUAACGUGUGAAGAAAUAUGGCAAAUAAAUUCUAGAAUAGUCUGACACACUAGGGACAUUGUGAUGCCACUGAUUUAUCUGAAUAAUGUUGAAUAUCACGAGUUAUUCGUCUAUCAUAAAAUGAAUCUCCACUUAAUUGUCUUUGGUUGAGACUUCACAUUGGUUGUUUGCCCAGGCACGACACUAUUUUGACCAAAAUUAUUCUUAAUCAUCUUGGCUGAGUAACAGUGUAGCCUGCAGGCAGUUUGAGAUGGCUCUCCAACAAUUCAUAGUUUAGAGAACAGAACUUGGUCUGCAAUGAAUUAAUUUUUCUCCUACAUUUCAGCACAUUUUUAUUCAAUGCUACCAUCAUUCGCUGUAGAAAGGUAUCUGGAGAAUAAAGAGUACACUAUGGGUACACUGAUGCCUUAAAAUAGCCAGAGCUGGGGUUGUAUUUUGAAGUUCUUUAGUGAACUAGUGCUGCGUGGGUAUAUCAUAAGGUUUCAGAGCUACAGAAGACAAUUUAUUUUGAACAUCUAUCAAAAGUAGGCAUGAUUCUGACCAGUCUAAAUUACUAUGGAUUACAAGCAAGACUAAAAAUGUAUUGGUACAAAUUUUCCCUCCAAAAUAGUGAUUACAAGCUAUAUAUUUACAAGAAUUGAUGACAUCCAGCUUGUCAUAAAAAUCAAGGGCAAUCAGUCUCCUGGAAUCCAGUGUAAUCUUUCUUUCCCA
This is a messenger RNA of Cavia porcellus (domestic guinea pig), 14601 nucleotides long. It is a transcript of the gene Thrb, whose product is annotated as thyroid hormone receptor beta. Gene Ontology annotation, molecular function: nuclear receptor activity; zinc ion binding; RNA polymerase II cis-regulatory region sequence-specific DNA binding. NCBI's taxonomy places the organism in Eukaryota, Metazoa, Chordata, Mammalia, Rodentia, Caviidae. Bases 458 to 1843 code for a protein of 461 amino acids. Gene Ontology annotation, biological process: thyroid hormone receptor signaling pathway; cell differentiation; positive regulation of transcription by RNA polymerase II. The record is from RefSeq and is a predicted model, not a curated record. The transcript has 12 exons.